This is a messenger RNA of Talaromyces rugulosus, 3891 nucleotides long. RefSeq lists its product as uncharacterized. The transcript has 3 exons. Lineage: Eukaryota; Fungi; Ascomycota; Eurotiomycetes; Eurotiales; Trichocomaceae. Gene Ontology annotation, molecular function: 5-oxoprolinase (ATP-hydrolyzing) activity. Gene Ontology annotation, cellular component: cytosol. Gene Ontology annotation, biological process: glutathione metabolic process. The coding region runs from base 1 to 3891 and encodes 1296 amino acids. The record is from RefSeq and is a predicted model, not a curated record.
AUGUCCGCAUCCACAGCACGAGGCAUCCGAAUUGCUAUUGACCGGGGCGGCACUUUCUGUGAUUUUUGGGCCAGCAUCCCGGGCCGCGAUGAAGAUGUCAUCUUCAAGCUGCUGUCAAACAAUCCGGGUGAAUACAGCGAUGCCCCGAUUGAGGGGAUCCGGCAGAUUCUCGAGAUGGCCACAGGAGAGACCAUCCCCCGAGGAACGCCGUUAGAUAUCACCCCUGUGGAGUCCAUCAGGAUGGGAACCACUGUUGCCACAAACGCCUUGCUAGAACGAAAAGGCGAGCGAGUAGCCCUCGUCAUCACAAAAGGCUUCAAAGACCUGUUGAUUAUUGGUAAUCAAGCACGACCCAGUAUUUUCGAUCUCUCCGUCUCCAAACUCGACUCUCUGUAUGAAAAGGUCAUUGAGGUCGACGAGCGAGUCACUAUGGAAGGAUUCGCUGAAGAUCCGGAUCCCCAACCAGUGGAUAUCAAAUCGGACCCUAGCUUAGUCCACGGUCUUACAGGAGAGGCCGUUCGAAUUUUAAAAGAGCCAGAUUUGGAAAAGAUCCAACAAGACCUUCAAGCUCUAUGGGACGAGGGCUACCGCACACUGGCUGUUGCCUUUAUGCACUCCUUUGCAUUCCCCAAACACGAAGCCGCCGUUGCAUCCAUUGCUCGCCAAAUUGGUUUCAAAACAUCAGUUUCGUCUGAACUACAGCCCAUGAUCAAGAUUGUCCCCAGAGCACAAUCAGCGACAGCCGACGCUUAUUUAUCUCCCGUUAUCACACAAUAUAUCGAUGGUUUCAGGUCCGGAUUCAAGGGCCGUCUCGAAGACCACAAUGCCAAGAAGUUUCUUCUCUGCCAAUCGGAUGGUGGCCUUACAUCCUUGUCGAGGUUCACUGGUCUCCGGGCUAUUCUUUCGGGACCUGCAGCCGGAGUUAUUGGCUGCGCAAAAACAUGUUACGAUGAGGAAGAAGGCACGCCUGUGCUUGGCUUCGAUAUGGGAGGUACGAGCACAGAUGUGUCUCGGUAUAGCGGCGCUUUCGAGCAUGUUUUUGAAACAACCGUAUCUCAAGUCGCUGUUCAGAGUCCGCAACUGGACGUACAGACUGUUGCCGCUGGCGGAGGCUCCAUGCUGUUCUGGAGGAAUGGCUUGUUUGUUGCAGGGCCGGAAUCUGCUGGAGCAUACCCAGGUCCGGCCUGUUACGGUAAAGGAGGACCACUCACUAUCACAGACGCAAACUUUUAUCUGGGCCGCAUUCUUCCAGACUACUUUGCUCGUCCUCUUGAUUUCGAUGUUGUGAAGAAGAAAUUCCUAGAGUUGACCGAGGUUGUCAACACUGAGAAGAAGGGAUCUGAAAAACUCACUCCUGAGGAGGUUGCUAUGGGUUUUCUCCUCGUAGCCAACGCCUCCAUGACCCGGCCCAUUCGUGCACUCAGCGAGGGCCGAGGCUUUGAAACUGCAUCUCAUAACUUGGCCUGCUUCGGCGGUGCAGGUGGACAGCAUGCUACAGCUAUGGCACGCGACCUCGGAAUUAAGCGUGUUUUGAUCCAUCGAUUUUCAAGUAUCUUGUCUGCGUAUGGAAUGGCGCUGGCCGAUGUGGUAGUCGAACUUCAAGAACCCGAGUCAGAAGCGUACAACAAAGAGUCUGUCUCUCGUAUUGAAAAGCGCGCCGAUUCGCUACGACAGCGUGCUACCCAGCAACUAAUCAAAGAGGGCUUCACGACAGAAAGAAUCCAGCACGAGGUCUUCCUCAACAUGCGCUACCGCGGAAGUGAUACUUCCCUCAUGAUACCCGAGUCCGACGCCUCCGACUUUGGUGAGGGAUUCAUCGCUCGGCAUAAGCGAGAGUUUGGCUUCACUCAGCCACGCGACAUUUUGGUUGACGACGUGCGUGUCCGCUCCAUUGGGCAAGCCAUGGAGAUGAAGGCAAGCAGCCCAUUCAAGCAGCUAGCAGGGAUUGAUCGCACAAAGCCGCAAUCUAGCUCGGACUUGAAGCCUGCGCUUAUCCGCAAGGUCUACUUUGAGAAGGAAGGCUGGGUUGAUGCUCGUAUUUUCCAUCUGAAGGAUGUUCCCAAGGAAAGCAUUAUCCUAGGACCAGCUAUGAUCAUCGAUGCCACCCAAACCAUUGUCGUCGACCCUGCUAGCGAAGCUACUGUUUUGGAUGAGCACGUUGCCAUCGAAUUGCUUGAUGCCGAAGUGAAAAAGGUUUCUGCUUAUGAAGUCGACCCCAUCCAGUUAUCCGUCUUCAGUCACCGAUUCAUGAGUGUCGCAGAGCAGAUGGGAGAGACUCUUCGCAAGACCUCCAUCUCUACGAAUAUCAAGGAGCGUCUUGACUACAGCUGCGCCAUCUUUUCCUCGGAUGGUCGCCUUGUAGCCAAUGCUCCCCAUAUCCCAGCUCACUUGGGAUCAAUGUCUUACGCCAUUGCCUACCAAGCCAAGCGAUACGCCAAGGGAGAGCUCAAGCCUGGAGAUGUGGUCUUGUCCAACCACCCCGUUGCCGGUGGUACUCAUCUUCCCGAUUUAACCGUAACGACACCAGUCUUUGACGAAAACGACCCCACAAAGAUUCUAUUUUUUGUGGCCAACCGAGGCCAUCAUGCUGAUAUUGGUGGUAUUGCAGCUGGCAGCAUGCCGCCAAACUCAACUGAACUAUGGCAGGAAGGUGCCGCAAUUGAGUCCUUCAAGAUGGUCAAGGAGGGUGUCUUCGACGAAGAGGGUGUUGUUCAUCACCUGUAUGAGGUUCCUGCAAGCUAUCCCGGCUGCAGCGGCACGCGGACACUGAACGACAACAUCUCUGAUCUCAAAGCUGGUAUCGCCUCUAAUAACAAAGGUAUUCACUUGAUUCAGGGCCUUGUUCGGGAAUACAGCUGGCCCGUUGUCGAGUUUUAUAUGCUUUCGGUACAGAAAAAUGCUGAAGAAACUGUUCGUGGACUGCUCAAGGAGUUCAGUCAUCGCUUCCAAGGCCAACCUCUCGAAGCUGUGGACUACAUGGACGACGGAACACCGCUGGCACUGAAGAUCACUAUCAACCCUGAAGACGGUUCUGCAAAGUUCGACUUUGCAGGCACUGGUCCUGAAGCACUCAACAACUUGAACAGUCCGCCAGCUGUCAUGUACAGCGGUAUCAUGUACUGUCUCCGAUCGAUGAUUUCCUCAGACAUCCCUCUUAACCAAGGUUGCUUGAACCCUAUUCAGGUUGAGUGCCCGCCCAACUCGAUUUUGUCUCCUAGUAUCAAAGCUGCAACAGUCGGCUCCAAUGUUGAGACCGCACAGCGCAUCAUUGAUGUCAUCCUCAAAGCCUUCCGUGUCAGUGCUGCUAGCCAAGGUACAUGUAACAAUCUCACCUUUGGCUAUGGUGGCAAAGAUCCCGAAACCGGUGCCAUCACAAAGGGAUUUGGGUACUACGAGACUAUCGCAGGUGGCGCAGGUGCAGGUUCCAACUGGGAGGGCCAGUCUGGUGUGCACACUGGCAGUACUAACACCCGAAUGACCGACCCGGAGACAUUCGAGAAACGCUACCCGGUCAUCUUGCGUGAAUUUUCUAUCCGGAAGGACAGCGGUGGCGCCGGUAGGAGCCGUGGUGGUGACGGCUGCAUUCGUGAUAUUGAGUUGCGUCGUCCACUCCAAGUUAGCAUUCUUUCUGAGAGACGUGUUGUCGCUCCCUAUGGAAUGGCUGGCGGAGAAGAUGGCAAGCGAGGCGUCAACUUGUGGAUUCGGAAAGACCCAACUGAUGGAAGCGAGAGGGUUAUUUCGGUGGGAGGCAAAUCUUCCAUGGCAAUGAAUACAGGAGAUCGUAUUGUGAUACAAACUCCUGGUGGUGGCGGAUACGGUACUCCUGAGAAUAAGAAGAAACAGGUUGAACUGCUAGGGGAGUUUGAAGUGAGGAAGAUGAAUUUUCACUAA